AUGCGGGUAGUUGGCACAUGUGCGCGUCUUUGCGGUUUGCUGUGGGGCGAGUGGCAAGUGAUGCAGCGGGUGUGCCGGAAUUUUAGCACCUCAUCGCGUCGUUUGGCGCUCGAGCGGGUUGAGGUGGCGCACUCGCAGUCUUACACACGGCGGGGCAUACCGAUUGGUUUCACGUCGUCUGUUGGGAGUGGCAACGGUGGCAUCUCCGUAGCAUCAUCGUCGUCGUCAGCAUCGCCUGCCGCCGGCACUGGAGAUGUGCUUUCCAACUACGUGAGCUUCCUUGCCGAUGACACGACGGGGCCUGCGGCGACGAAGGAGAAUGGGGCCCAACCACUCCGUUCGUUGCGCUCCGUGGCGGCCGCUGAAACACUCUUCUUCAGGGAGGAGGCAAAGAACUAUUGUCGUCUCUGCAUGGAGGAGUCACAGACGACGCCAAAGGCACACAUAGUGACGGCUUACCGCGCGAGCCACACCAAUCAUGCCUGUCGUGAGGUGGUGUUGGAUAGUUUGGCACUGCUGGCUAUACGAGGCUACCCCAUUGAUGACAUCUACCUCGUCUGGUCUGAUGUGCUUUACCGUGAACCCAUCUUUCAGCGUAUCCCGGAGCUUGUGUCGCCGCGGUGGAGUGUGAAUCAGCGCAGCGAGGUCCUUGGUAAGCUGCUGUGUAUGCUUAAAGCCAUGAAUGUGAUUGACAUUUCCCUUGCCGCUCAAGCCCCUGACACCUUUGACAGUGCCUCGCAACAGAUGCACCACCGUCGUCGUGUGGCGUUUGAACGACUGGAGUACAUUGGGGAUAAUUCGUGGGGAAAUCACCUUUCCAAUCGAAUGAUGCUUCUCUUCCCCGAUAGGCAGUGGACGUACAGCCAGAGCGUCUACGCCUUUAACUGUUUUCGCGACGCCUGUGAGAUGAAUGUGACACUGGAGUUCAUGUUUGAUACCCUUCGCGUCGGUGACCUCUUGCCGUCUGGCGUCCGCGAGAAGUUAGGCACUGGGAAGAUAAAGGCGGAUGUGUUGGAGGCCGUUAUUGGUGAGCUGCACGUCACACUCUGGGGGCUGGAACCACAAAUCUACGACUCCUCCUGCUUUGUGGAGAUCAACGGGGUUGGGGAGGCACGGCUCUCCGCUGUGGUGCAGCACUGCCUGACGGAAAUCUACGACCUAAUUGUACUCUCGUACAUCCAAGAGCUAAGCGGCUCGGCGAUCCCUCUCGCGAAGGAGAUUGCGGCGGAGCGAAUUUGGGGCCGGGCCUACCCACCGGUGCGAAAAACAAAAGAUCGUGCCGGAGCUGUGCGGAAGGAGCGAUCCUCCACCACAAACGUUAUUGGCGUGGGUGAGGUUCGCCAGCUCCCUGCACUUCCAUCCCUCUUUGCGGUGCCGACGCCGACGCCUGACAUUGUCCUGCAUCCCCUGCGACAGCUACGUGUGGAGGACAUUCCUGAGGAAACCGUUUGCGCGCACACGCAUGCCGACGUGUUUUUGCGCUUCAUUGAUAGCUUUACAGCCUUGGGGCUUCUGGACGAUCGCCGUGUGGGCACCAUGGAUGUACGACGGAGCUGUGAUGUGCAGUUCCUUUCAUUCAAACGUCAGUUGGUGCCCUCAUUGCCGAUAAGCCUGGAGGUAACGGCGUCAUCUCUCGAUGCCGUGCAUGCCGUGGGGGAAGGGCGGGUGCUGGACUUGGAAGAGGUGUAUUUCCGCGAUGUCUGCUAUAACCUUUUUCCUUCACCCAUGUCUCCUACCGCAGUUGCGGAACUGAAUGCGAGCCGUGAGAGUCUGCCUGUUGUUGCGUCGACGAGUGAACACGCGGGCUGUCGCAGGGACUACGCAGAGCAGUUGCAAAUGGCGGCAACGGUCAUUUAUCCACCGCUGCAUGCGACUCCCACACUGAUGCAGAGGAAUGCGAGUGUCAAGGGGGAUCGUAGCUGUUCAUUUGAGCCCUCGGUGUACGUGCCACCAGGCACGAAGCCGCCCUCCGCAGGUGUGGUGACGGAUAAAAAUUUACACUUUGGUGAGUUUGCCUUUCUACUCGCUCCAAGGGGGGGGACGAGCGAUCCGAAGGCAGCAAAGGAGGCUUACGGCAACGAUGCGACGGGUGCCGCAGCAAGGCGUGAUAAGGUCGCUGGGGAGGUGACGCUGGGAGCCACUCUAUCGGGAGGCGGUGGUGAAGUUGAGGACAGCCACGCAGCUGGCGAGGACGGUGAUGAGGGUGUGGCUGCGGAGGUGUCACACGACGCGCGGAUGCAGGUGCAGGCCAAGUGGCACCGCGAGAACCCAUACUUUGCCUCUCGAACUACUCUCCCACCACGAGGCUUCUGCGCGUAA
Messenger RNA from Trypanosoma rangeli, 2319 nucleotides. Its product is annotated as RNA-editing complex protein. Bases 1 to 2319 code for a protein of 772 amino acids. Gene Ontology annotation, molecular function: ribonuclease III activity. The transcript has a single exon. The record is from RefSeq and is a predicted model, not a curated record. Lineage: Eukaryota; Euglenozoa; Kinetoplastea; Trypanosomatida; Trypanosomatidae. Gene Ontology annotation, biological process: RNA processing.